AACAAUGGCUCUCAAGCUCAAUUCUUUCAUUUCUCAAUCUCACAAGUUGCCUACUUUCGCUCUCCCACCAAUGGCCAAUCUCAGAUCUCCCAAGUUCUAUAUGGCUUCUACCCUCAAGUCCGGUUCCAAGGAGGUGGAGAAUCUUAAGAAGCCUUUUAUGCCUCCUCGGGAGGUGCAUGUUCAGGUUACUCAUUCUAUGCCACCCCAGAAGAUUGAGAUAUUUAAAUCUCUAGAUGAAUGGGCUGAGCAGAACAUUCUUGUUCAUCUGAAACCAGUUGAGAAGUGUUGGCAACCACAGGAUUUUUUGCCUGAUCCUUCCUCUGAUGGAUUUGAUGAACAAGUCAGGGAACUUAGGGAGAGAGUGAAGGAGAUUCCAGAUGACUACUUUGUUGUUUUGGUUGGAGACAUGAUCACAGAAGAAGCCCUUCCCACUUAUCAAACAAUGCUGAACACUUUAGAUGGAGUUCGGGAUGAAACUGGUGCUAGCCUUACUUCUUGGGCAAUUUGGACAAGGGCAUGGACUGCUGAAGAGAAUAGACAUGGCGACCUUCUCAAUAAGUAUCUCUAUCUGUCUGGACGAGUGGACAUGAGGCAAAUUGAGAAGACAAUUCAAUAUUUGAUUGGAUCAGGAAUGGAUCCACGGACUGAAAACAGUCCCUAUCUUGGAUUCAUCUACACAUCAUUCCAAGAAAGGGCAACGUUCAUCUCGCAUGGAAACACUGCCAGACUUGCCAAAGAACAUGGAGACAUAAAGUUGGCUCAAAUAUGUGGUACAAUUGCUGCAGAUGAGAAGCGACAUGAGACAGCAUACACAAAGAUAGUGGAAAAGCUCUUCGAGAUUGAUCCUGAUGGAACUGUGUUGGCUUUUGCUGACAUGAUGAGAAAGAAAAUUUCCAUGCCGGCACACUUGAUGUAUGAUGGUCGUGAUGACAAUCUUUUUGACCACUUUUCAGCUGUUGCACAGCGGCUUGGUGUCUAUACUGCAAAGGACUAUGCAGAUAUAUUGGAGUUCUUGGUGGGCAGAUGGAAGGUGGAUAAGCUAACAGGACUUUCAGCUGAGGGGCAAAAGGCUCAGGAUUACGUUUGUCGGUUACCUCCAAGAAUUAGAAGGCUGGAAGAGAGAGCUCAAGGACGAGCCAAGGAAGGACCCACAAUUCCUUUCAGUUGGAUUUUUGAUAGAGAAGUGAAGCUGUAAGUGCAGAAUGAAACACAAAUAGUCAGUUUGGCCCUUUUUCAUGUCCCUUCCUGCAGAAUCAGAAGCGGGGUAGAAUUUUGUAGUUUCAUUUUGUUUACAAAUCCAGUUUAGUUUUAUGUCUGGGAAAGGGGAGUGAAUUUGGUAAAUUGUAGAUUCAGUUGGGUCUUGUGUGUUUUCUUGAGUAUGCUGAUAGGGGGCAUCUGUAGUUUUGGUAUUGUGUUCUUUUACAUGGUCUCUUCUAUUAGUUUGUUUGUCUUUAGUUUCUUGAGUAUAAGCAUACAAUCCUUGUGGCA
Jatropha curcas is the source of this 1488-nucleotide messenger RNA. It is a transcript of the gene SSI2, whose product is annotated as Plant stearoyl-acyl-carrier-protein desaturase family protein. Gene Ontology annotation, cellular component: chloroplast stroma. The record is from RefSeq and is marked provisional. Lineage: Eukaryota; Viridiplantae; Streptophyta; Magnoliopsida; Malpighiales; Euphorbiaceae. Gene Ontology annotation, biological process: defense response; fatty acid biosynthetic process. Gene Ontology annotation, molecular function: stearoyl-[ACP] desaturase activity; stearoyl-CoA 9-desaturase activity.